AUGUCUGAAUACUUCUGUAACGCAAAUAAUGAUUCACAUGAAAAUUAUCCGUCUCAUGUUGCGGAGGACUACUUUUCAAAAUGCAGGCGUUUGCGAUCACGUAGACAAAAGAAACAAACUCUCCACUUUUAUGAAUUAAGGCGUAAAGCAGCAAAUGAACGCGAACGAAAACGAAUGAAUAGCAUAAAUGAAGCUUUUGAUAGACUACGACAUCUGCUACCACUGCUUCCACGUGACCGUAAAUUAAGUAAAGUUUCGACGUUGCGUGAAGCAAUACGUUAUAUAAAACAAUUAAAUCUGUUGAUUAAUGAUGGAAAUGCUGCAAGUACAGGGGAAUUACCACUACACUCAUUAAUCGCAGUGAAUUCAGAAGUGGAAAGGCCACCAUUGCUUGUACCGAACUCCGAUGCCAAUUUACCGGUGAAAUAUAUUGAGCUUUCCUGUCACAACCAAAGGAUAGACGAAUUCAACAGCACAAUGAAAACCGAAAGUGGUGCCAUGCAAGGUAAAUGCAGUAAAGUUUGGGUGCCAAGCAUACCUGAAACCAACAGAAGCGCCAGAGAUUUUGAUCCCUCUUAUCAGUCAAUCAAUCAGUUAUUCAGCUAA
Molecule: messenger RNA, 606 nt
Organism: Thelazia callipaeda (thelaziosis nematode)
Lineage: Eukaryota; Metazoa; Nematoda; Chromadorea; Rhabditida; Thelaziidae
Source: the annotation of a GenBank genome assembly